GCAUCUUCAAAGUGAAGCUCUGUGUGUGUGCGCUGUGCUCUCACGUUUAAAUCUCGCAAGCCUUAGUACUACCGAGAGGAAGCAGACAUGGCUCAAGAGGAUCAGGACAACGUCAGUGCGGAGGUAGACCUACAGGAAGCAACAGACAUGCUGGAGGUGCCAGAUGAUGCCCAAAACGCAGACAUGGCGGCGGACUCGUCGGUGGCAGGCACAGAGGACCAGACCAUCAAUGUGGAGAACUUCGGUACGUCCAUGGAAUUGCUACAAAUGACUCAAUCGGAACUCUUUGCGCUUGGCGCAUCCUUCGAGAAAUUGUUGGCAGCCUUGGGCGGGGACCGCGACCGCCUUGGGGAUGCGAUCUACGGGACCAAGACAUCAUCACUGGUAACCUUGAAGGACAGCUUCAUCACUCCGAGGGCUGUGCUGUCGUUGGCAUUAUUCAACGGCUUUCGCGUUCUGGGUCACAAAAGCCAAGACCCCGAGGAACUGCGACUCUUCGUAGAGACCUUGGCAUUCAAGCAUUUGGGAUUGGAUGUUCAACUGCAACGCGUGACCUCUGUCAUCGAUGGCUUCCUUGAACUUUGUGAGCAAAAUGUAAGAGGAGAGCUGCUGCCCGGCAGCGGACUGGCAUGGCGAAAGUUGCUGACCUACACGGGAAGUUGCUUCAGGUAUGUCAAUACAACCUCUGGCGAGCGUUUGAAGGUCAUUAAGGCAGAUUGGGAAACGAUUGCCAGUGCAGGGGAGCAAGAUACCGGCGAAAACCAUUCGUUCGCGGGAAUGUGCGCCUUCAGCAUGGGAAUCAUGGGCGAAGAAGCCGAAGGCGCAAGA
Molecule: messenger RNA, 828 nt
Organism: Cladocopium goreaui
Lineage: Eukaryota; Dinophyceae; Suessiales; Symbiodiniaceae
Source: the annotation of a GenBank genome assembly